Molecule: messenger RNA, 3867 nt
Organism: Anneissia japonica
Lineage: Eukaryota; Metazoa; Echinodermata; Crinoidea; Comatulida; Comatulidae
Product: somatostatin receptor type 4-like
Exons: 2
Coding region: 421-1374 (317 amino acids)
Biological process (GO): G protein-coupled receptor signaling pathway
Cellular component (GO): membrane
Molecular function (GO): G protein-coupled receptor activity
Source: RefSeq, a predicted model, not a curated record
AAUGCAAAUGAGAUGGAGUAUUGUUAUUAUUUUAUCUAUUUGAAUUAGAAUGUAUUGCGUGCUAUAGGCCUAUAAUUUGUACAAGGUUCAAGUUACGUUUGCUCUCUGACAUUUGAAUGCAAAUUAGAUGGUAGGGCAAAAUCGGUAGGCGUACAGUACGACCAUAUAAUGCAUAUCAGUUGUAUCAUGUAUACAAUUACAUUAUUUUCAUGCUUUCAUAAGUGAUGACAAUUCAGUCAACGGUCAUUCAUUCCAUUAAGCACUUCUACAUAAUAUGGUAGGUAAGAGCUUUAAGAGAAGAAUGUUUCGCCGUGGUUCUACAUAGGAACUUAAAAAAAACAGGUUUCUCAUCAGGUUUUUAGAAAAGAUCUAUGGGCUGUAUGUUUGCACCAGUGACUUGACAAAAGAACAUAAUUAUUUAUGUGUUUGAAAACAAAUAUGGCAAAUGUUACAGACGGUGAUUCAGUUGGAUUGAUAGUAGCCCGUUGUUUGAUUUGCAGUGUGGGUAUCAUAGCGAAUGCACUUGUCAUUGUCGUUAUGAUCUACAAUAAAAUCUUCAGGAAAUCGAUCACAAAUACGUUAUUACUUCAUCAAUCUAUAUUGGACUUUUUGGGUUGCUGCCUGUUUCUUGCUUUUUACAAUAACGACGCUCCUUCAGGUGAUGGAGCCAAGAUAUUCUGCAAAGCUAGAGUGAUGUUUUGGUACAUAUCUGCAGCGUCUACUUAUAACCUGGUGAUGCUAACUAUCGAACGAUACCUAGCAGUUGCGCAUCCGUUAAUGUAUCGAAAGAGACAAAUUUACAGGAAAAGACUAAUUCCAUUGUCGAUACCCCAUUUGUGUGGUUUUCUCUCAUCACUUCAGUUGGGGAUAUUUGCUGACGAGGAUAAGGAAUAUCCUGGUGAAUGCAUGUACGAUUAUCAUGGGGACAGUGCAAGAGUAUUUUCCGGGAUUCUACUUUUCACGACGUAUUGGCUAAUUCCAGUCUGUAUUAUGGGAUAUUGUUACAUCUGUAUAUUACUCGGUUUACGCAGAAGGAAAAAUGUUGGCCUACGCAGGGAUUCAAGCAAUACCGACAGUAAGCCAACUCGUUUGAAUAAACAAGAAAGAAACCUUCUAUAUACACUUGUUGUUGUUUGUAUUGCUUUCCUAAUAACCGUUACGCCUAAUUUUGUUUUGUACUUAAUCUACGCCAUAUGUAACUGCUUUGCCUUCAGUAAAGUUAGUAUUCACGAAGUAACAGUCCUCAUGAAUACAUCAAACCUUUGUAUCAAUCCGUUUAUUUAUUGUUUCAAUUUUAAAGAGUUUCAAAGAGAAGUAGUAAAAAUAAAAAACAAUGUGUUUCAGAAAAAUCACAUCUUUACGACGAAAGAGUGAAAGAUUAUAGCCUUGAAGUACCAGCAAAUGAGAAACGUAAUGACGAAAAUCAUAAGUAAAAUGCGCGUGACGUUCAAUAUUAUAUACAUUAUAUACGCACGUCAGGAAUGUUUUUUUUUGUGCAUAUACAGGUCUCCCUACAAUUAGAGUCCACUUUUGGGACCGGGAUUUUAGUGGUCUUUAGAGCUUUGGUCUAAUUAGAAUCUCUCUAAUUAAAAACCGGCACUAAAUGUAGUCUUAAAUAUCACUAUUUAGAAGGGAAAUUAAGAUAUGCUAUAAUAAAUAUAAGUUUGUUUUACUCCAAGUGUUUCAGAAUGUAUUACAGUUAUGCUCUUAAUAAACCAUUUAUUGGUAGGCAAACAUCAAGUCCUGCGCUCAUUCUACCAAAAUCUCUAUUACAAUAAUAACAACACGGUCCUACUAGAGCUAUCAGUAGGUAUAUUAAAAAGAGCAUUGUACAUAUACACAAAACAUCAUUUUAUGCUGUGUACCGUAUUAUUUUAAUGUAUACAGUCAUAUCAUCAUUUUUUAUUAUUUUUUAAAUAUUGCAUAUAAGUCACUAUUGUAAUGUAGGCCUAUUCUUUAUUUGAAAGAAAAAUUUCAGUUGGGUCUGCCAAAACCAUUAUAUGAUACAUUAUGUUUGGAUGGUUUAUUACAAGUAUUUUAGAAUGGAUUACUGUAUGCUGUUACUGAUUCCUAAUAAACACUUUAUUGGUAGCCACACAUCAAGUCCUGUGCUCCUACUCAAAUAUUCAUUACAAAAAUACAAUUAUCAACGUCCUACUAACAUAAUUUGUAUUCAAUAUGAAGCACUACACAAAACAUAGGUUUUUUUUGGCGUGUAGGCCUACUUCUUUUUAAACCACCUUUCCAUUAAAAUGUUCUAACAUCACCAAUGCCAUUAUCGUAAUUCAAUAACACACACCAAACAUCAUCUUUUGAUGUGCAUUGGCUAAUAUUUUAUGUUUAAGUCAUGCAACAACAUUUAUUAUAGGAAAAAAAAACAUUACCGUCACUCUCUAUAUUACAGCGGCCUUUAAUUGAGGGAAAAUUAUCGAUUGCACCCACCAAAACCAUGAUAGAACUUUGAACAUCUAAUGCUAAGAGACAGGAAUUCAACAGGGGCCGCCGCAGAAAAGUGGUCCAAUUUAAUUGUAGAUGGUUUUUAAUUGGAGAAAUCUUUACUUAGAGGGAGACCUGUAUUAUAUAAUUAAAUUUAAUUAAAAAUAACCUAAUAGGUAUGCAUGCAUCUCUGUCUUAGAUAUCUUUUGGACGAUCCCACCUAAAUCUAUAGUUCUUGUACAUAGGCCUAUAUUUAAGUCAAAUCCUAUGUUUUAUUUAAUGUUAAAGUUCUUGAACGGUAAAUACGGAUACUCCAGUGUAAAUACAAACUAACAUUCAAGUCAGAAUUAAUUGAAUAACUCUAAUUUUUUUUCUCUCUCUAUUUUUCUGCCUUUAUUUAAUGUUAAAAAACACUUUAAUAUUGUAAUGUACUUUUUUUUGCUUUGAAAUAUUUGUUUGUAUGACAUCUUUUGAAGAUGAAUUUUUAAAAAAGGUUAUAAUAAAUAUUAUGCCGCUCAUAUUAUAUUUAUAUUGUAUUUUAUUGCGCCCCUGUAUUGGUGUCGCUAUGUACAGUUGGUUUCUUAAAUAGAUAAAAAUAUAAAUAAAUAGAUAGAUAGAUAGGUAGAUAGACAAAUUAAAUAAAUAAUAGUAACCAUAAUAAUAAUUGUUAUUAUUUACAUGUAAUUUAAGAUAGAAACUACUGUAAAUGUCUUGUUUUGAAAAUACAAAAAAUAGGCAUAUGUAUGCAUAAAACAUUAAAAAUGGCAACUAUUAAAAUACGAUGGAAAAAGUAAGUAUAUGGGUACAAGCAUUAGUACUAAAGAAAGUGAUUUGAAAGAUAUUAAAAUCCUUGAAAUAAUAAACUUGAAAUACUUCGAUUUGACAAAGAACCAUUAAGAGUAAAUGGCCUUGUCACUCUUUGGAGGACAAGGAAAUCCUGGUGAAUGUAUAUAACUCCCAUGGGGACAGUGCAAGAGUAUUUCCGGUAAGUUCACUUUUAACGACUUACAUUGGCUAAUUCCAAUUUGAAAUAUUGUUAUAUCUGUAGGCCUAUAUUAUUACUGUGUUGAACAAUAAGUAUACGCCAUAUAUUUUGUCAUGUCACACGUAACAAUACAAUAAAUAAUAUCUGAAGGAUAAAAAUUAGCCUAUAUCAAAUUCUACAGUAGAAAGCGAUUUAAAAAAAUCUGAUCCAUUAUAUAAAAAUACAUUGUAGGCCUAUGUAAUAAUUUUAAACGCGUUAUGGCAUCUCUUUUUUUCACUCUUAUUUUGAUGAAAUAUAUUUCUAAAUCUGCUGAUUAGCGUUUGCUACUAAAUGUAUAGGAUACAAAUUUAUGUGAUAGAAGCCUCUUUGACAUGAUAUGUCAAUAGGCCUACCUCUGUAUAACAAUUAUAUAAAAGUUUAAUGAAGCCGUGUUAGUCUAAACAAUA